UCCAGCAGAUGUUGAAGCUCUGAGGUCCACUUCCUCUGCAGCAGAGUGAGACCAUCAUCUCUUCAUGGAGCUGUGCACCAGGCGGGUGUCACGUGACCAAACACAAAGUGUGAACAACACGUCGUCCAAAUGAUCCGUUAGAAUUCCAUCAAACACAUUUAUUGAAUAUACUUUAUACUUUAUACUUAAUUCAGCUUCCUGUCACACGUAUCAGAAUCAAGUCUUAAUGGCCAAGCAACCACGUUAAUGCAACUUUUAUUGUGCACAGCAUUUUAAAGAUCAUAUGGACAUAAAAACUACAAAGACGUCGUAAUUUCAUAAUGACACAAGAUAUACUAUGGAAAGGACUAAAUCACAUCCAGUAGCGCCUCCUACUGGCUUGCAGUUGAAAUCGCUGGUGAGCUGGAUGGGAGUUGUUUUUUGUUGUGCCCUUGUGAUGUGUGUUUUUUGGUACAGUGAUUCACCUGAUGGGACGCAGAUAUAAUACGGCUGUGGUCCACUUCAGGCAGUGAUGUUGUACUUCUGGCCUUCUUAUGGCAAAAUGGAUAAAACUGCCCACCAAUAACUAAUGUGGCCUAAAUAUCCCAAAACAAAUGUGGGCCUUUUUUUUGCAAACAUGCGGUGCCCUAGAUUAAAGUUUAAUCUGCAGUGGGCCACGUGGUAAAUGGUGAAUAUUCAUGAUCCCACACCGUCCAUUAUUCACUUCAUAACCAUCACAAUUAAACAUGAAAUGUGAACCAGUUUCAUUUUCAUGGGUAUGAAAACACCCGGUUGAACACUCAGGUUUCAAGAGUGAACAGGUUCAACAGGGAGGAGGAGCAUGAGCACAGGGAGCGGUCAGACUCCAUUUUCACCUGGAUGAGCAGAAGGAAGGAAAGUGAGCAGAUAAACAUUGGAACUGGUGUGAAAGAUCAUUUCACUGUGUUCUGCUGUAAACUGAGUGCAGAACCAGAAGGAAAUAGACCAGACCUUGAAUAUCUAGAAGAGCAGCGUGGCCUGAACCACAACUGAGCCGCAGCCGGUGCAACAUGGACGAGGACACUUCAGAGCAAGUUGGACCCUCAACCACAAAAGGUCAGGACCAGAGACUGAGAGCAGAGUCUCCAGGGUCCAGCUGUCUGUCUCUGAAGAGUAACAUGUCCAAAGAGUAUCCUGUAAACUUCAGUAAAGAACCUGGACCCUCACACACAGAAGGUCAGGACCACAGACUGAGAGCAGAGUCUCCAGGGUCCAGCUGUCUGUCUCUGAAGAGUAACAUGUCCAAAGAGUAUCCUGUAAACUUCAGUAAAGAACCUGGACCCUCACACACAGAAGGUCAGGACCACAGACUGAGAGCAGAGUCUCCAGAGUCCAGCUGUCUGUCUCUGAAGAGUGACAUGUCCAAAGAGUAUCCUGUAAACUUCAGUAAAGAACCUGGACCCUCACACACAGAGGAGAGGAAGAGGAGUCAUGUUUCUGAGGAGGAGCAGUCGUCCUGCUGUGCUUCGUGUCAGGACGUCCUGAAGGAUCCAGUCUCCACCAGCUGUGGACACUGGUUCUGCAGACAGUGCAUCACCUCAUACUGGGACCAGUCUGGUUCUUCAGGAGAAUCCUCCUGUCCCCAGUGUGGACAAAGAUCCAGAACAGGAGCUGGAGCAGAUCGUGGUCUGCAGGAGGUUUUAGAUGAACAUAAGCUCAGUGUGAGGAGGAGAUGUGAACAUGUUACUGAAGGAAGUGAUGAAACAGGAAGUAGAACCCUCCUCAACAGGAUCUACACUGAGCUCUACAUCACAGAGGGACAGAGUGAAGAGGUUAAUACUCAACAUGAGGUGAGGCAGCUUGAGACGGCUUCCAAGAUGAAGAUCCUCCACGACACUCCCAUCAAGGUCCAGGACAUCUUUAAAGCCUCCACUGACCAGCAGAGCAACAUCAGAGUCGUCCUGACCAACGGAGUCGCUGGCGUUGGAAAAACCUUCUCGGUGCAGAAGUUCACUCUGGACUGGGCAGAGGGUUUAGAGAACCAGGAUGUGGGUCUGCUGGCUGUGCUUUCGUUCAGGGAGCUGAACCUGGUGAAGGACCAGCAGCACAGUCUUCUCACGCUGCUCCAUGUUUUCCAUCCAGCGUUACAGAAGCUCACUGCAGAGACGCUCGCUGUCUGUAAACCUUUGUUCAUCUUUGACGGCCUGGAUGAAAGCAGACCUUCUCUGGACUUCAACCAAAGGGAGCUUGUGUCUGAGGUCACACAGAGGUCAUCAGUCAACGUGCUGCUGACAAACCUCAUCCGGGGGAAUCUGCUUCCCUCGGCUCUCGUCUGGAUAACCUCCAGACCUGCGGCGGCCAAUCAGAUCCCUCCUGCAUGUGUUGACAGGGUCACAGAAGUACGAGGCUUCACUGAGGCCCAGAAGGAGGAGUACUUCAGGAGGAGGUUCAGUGAUGAAGAGCUGUGCAGCAGAAUCAUCUCACACAUCAAGACGUCCAGGAGCCUCCACAUCAUGUGUCAAAUCCCAGUCUUCUGCUGGAUCAGUGCUACAGUUCUGGAGCACAUGUUGACCACAGACCAGAGAGGAGAGCUGCCCAAGACCCUGACUGACCUGUACUCACACUUCCUGCUGGUUCAGACAAAGAGGAAGAACAUCAAGUACGGUGAGGGACAUGAGACGACUCCACAGCAGCUGACGGAGGCUGACAGGGACGUUCUCCUGAAGCUGGGGAGGCUGGCACUUAAACAUCUGGAGGAAGGAAACAUCAUGUUCUACCAAGAAGACCUGGAGCGGUGUGGUCUUAAUGUCACAGAGGCCUCAGUGUACUCAGGAGUUUGUACUGAGAUCUUCAGAAGAGAGUGUGUGAUCUUCCAGAAAUCAGCCUACUGCUUUGUUCAUCUGAGCAUUCAGGAGUUUCUGGCUGCAGUCUACAUGUUCCACUGUUACACCGAGAGGAACACAGUAGAGCUCAACAACGUCUUGGGAACAUAUGGGGACACAGACAGUACCUUCUCCCUGGAUGAACUCCUGAAGAGAACCAUGAAGAAAUCCCUCACCAGUACAAAUGGUCAUCUGGACCUGUUUGUUCGCUUCCUUCACGGCCUCAGUCUGGAGUCCAACCAGAGAGUCUUAGGAGGCCUGCUGGGUCUGACAGGGAACAAUCCAGAGAUCAUCCAGAGAAUCUUAGGAGGCCUGCUGGGUCGGACAGGGAACAAUCCAAAUAUCAUCCAGAGAGUCUUAAGAGGCCUGUUGGAUCGGACAGGGAACAAUCCAAAGAUCAUCCAGAGAGUUUCAGGAGGCCUGCUGGGUCGGACAGGGAACAAUCCAGAGAUCAUCCAGAGAAUCAUCAACAACCUGAAGGAGAUGAAGAGUGAUGACAUUUCUCCUGACAGAAGCAUCAACAUCUUCCACUGUCUGACUGAGAUGAACGACCACUCAGUUCAUCAGCAGGUGAAACAGUUCCUGACGUCAGAGAACAGAUCGAAGAAGAAACUCUCUGGGAUCCACUGCUCAGCUCUGGCAUACAUGCUGCAGAUGUCAGAGGAGGUUCUGGAUGAGUUCGACCUGAAGAAGUUCAACACAUCAGUCCAGGAUCGACGGAGACUGAUCCCAGCUGUGAGGAACUGCAGGAAGGCUCUACUCAGUGGUUGUGGACUCUCAGAGACUCACGUUGAAGUCGUGGCCUCAGCUCUGAAGUCAGACCCCUCACAUCUGAGAGAACUGGAUCUGAGUAAGAACAAGCUGCAGGAUUCAGGAGUGAAGCUGCUGUGUUCUGGACUGGAGAGUCCAAACUGUCGACUGGAGACUCUGAGGUUGUAUCACUGCAGUCUGUCAGAGAUCAGCUGUUCUUCACUUGCUUCAGCUCUGAGGUCAAACCCCUCUCAUCUGAGAGACCUGAAUCUGAGUGACAACUACCUGCAGGACUCAGGAGUGAAGGAGCUGUGUGGUUUUCUACAGAGUCCAACCUGUCGACUGAAGAAUCUGUGGUUGGAUGACUGCAGUCUGUCAGAGAUCAGCUGUUCUUCUCUGGCUUCAGCUCUGAGGUCAAACCCCUCUCAUCUAAGAGAACUGGAUCUGAGUAGAAACAUCCUGCAGGACUCAGCAGUGAAGGAGCUGUGUGGUUUUCUACAGAGUCCAACCUGUCGACUAAAGAAUCUGUGGUUGAUUCGCUGCAGUCUGUCUGAGAUAAGCUGUUCUCCUCUGGCUUCAGCUCUGAGGUCAAACCCCUCUCAUCUGAGAAAACUGGAUCUGACUGAAAACAACCUGCAGGACUCAGAUGUGAAGGAGCUGUGUGGUUUUCUGCAGAGUCCAACCUGUCGACUGGAGUAUCUGAGGUUGGAGAGAUGCAGUCUGUCAGAGAUCAGCUGUUCUUCUCUGGCUUCAGUUCUGAGGUCAAACUCCUCUCAUCUGAGAGAACUGGAUCUGAGAGGAAACGACCUGCAGGACUCAGGAGUGAAGGAGCUGCUUGAUCUAAAGCAGAGUUCAACCUGUCGACUGGAGACUCUGAGGUGGAGGGGGUUGUCUGAGUGAAGCUGAGUGUGAAGAGAACAGUGUGUGUGGACGGAGGCUGAGCUGUGUCAUGAGGAUCCAGAGGCUGAUGCAGCAGCAGCUUGUGUGUAGUCUCCAAUCUACACAACCCCUAAUUUGCAUAUGUUUGUGCGAUGAAGCCGGAGCACCUGGAGAAAACACGGGGAGAACAUGCAGACUCCACACAGGAAGACCCCAUCUGAACCGGAUUCAAACCAGCAACUUUCUUGUCCGGAUGUGUUUAUUGAAAUGACACAACACAAGCAGAAUAUAUAAACCCUCUAUAAAGAGUCACUUAUAGUGUAUUCAAGUUUGUCUUCAUUUUUCUCCACCUUUGUCCCUCAGUAUGUCUCGAUGUGUGUAGAACCACAAUCUGUGUAUGUUUGUUUAUGAUCUUAAAGUUCCUGGAUUCACGUCACAAAUUGAUUUAGUUCAACACAAUCAGGUGCAGAGCACUGGUUGCUUUUCUACUUUUGACCCACAGGUGGCGCUGCAGUAUAACAGCAGCCCAUCCCAGUCAAAGCCUUUAUAUUCAGUCUUUAAGUCAAAAACCUGGAUCAUUUCCUCUGUAAGAAACCACAAAAAAAUAUAUAUAUAACAAUUUACUAGCACUUAAAUGGCACUUACUUAUAUCACUUUGUACUUUUGCUUUAUUAUAGAAGAAAUUUUACUUUCUUGACUCUCGUUGUUCUUGGUUUGUACACCCCGGUUGAAUGCACUUAUUUUAAGUCGCUUUGGAUAAAAGCAUUAGCUAAAUGAAAUGUAAUGUAAAGAGAAGAAAAACAUCUCAGAGAGAAAAGUUUUGUUUCUACUUGUCUCUGCUUUAAUGCUCAAUAAACAUCCUUCCACCGAC
Messenger RNA from Pleuronectes platessa (European plaice), 5340 nucleotides. RefSeq names its product NACHT, LRR and PYD domains-containing protein 12. NCBI's taxonomy places the organism in Eukaryota, Metazoa, Chordata, Actinopteri, Pleuronectiformes, Pleuronectidae. The coding region runs from base 1029 to 4490 and encodes 1153 amino acids. Gene Ontology annotation, molecular function: protein binding. The transcript is spliced from 13 exons. The record is from RefSeq and is a predicted model, not a curated record.